Molecule: messenger RNA, 750 nt
Organism: Benincasa hispida (wax gourd)
Lineage: Eukaryota; Viridiplantae; Streptophyta; Magnoliopsida; Cucurbitales; Cucurbitaceae
Source: RefSeq, a predicted model, not a curated record
AUGUGUAAAUUAUCGUUGGCAGGCUUUGGAGUUGAAUAUUUUGGAUUAUCAAAAGAAGGAGAGGUUUCCAAGACCGACAUGCAAAAAUAUAGAACUAUUCUAAAUUCAAAAUCAAAUGAAGAAUCGUUAACUAACCUUGCAAGAUGGGAGCCUCGUCAUGGCAAAUUUAGAUAUCGUCAUCCUUGGAAGCAAUAUUUGGUAAUUGGAAGCUUAAACAGGGAGUGUGCCUAUCGCCUUGAAGUUCUUAACGGAUGCCUCAAAGCUAACCAAUUUCAAAUGCCAUCACAAGUCCAUGGUCAAUUCCAAGAGGAAUGUAGGAAGAUAUGCAGUGAAUCAAGUCGUGGGUUAAGAGAAUUAUCAUUAGCACUAAGAAAAAUGGUUCCUCCACUAACAGCCAAAGCCCACAUAGAAAAAGCAAAGAUUGCAGCUGAGAACCUCAAGUCCCAUUUGGAAGAAUGGAGAUUUGAAGAAGUGAAUAAUGCUAUGGAGAUUGUUCAUGUUAUUUCAUUGACAUCACUUCUAUUUGACACAAUUUGUUGUAUAGAGAAGAUUGUGGAUUCCGUUCAAAAGUUAGCUUCAAUGGCAGGUUUCAAGGCUGUGGAAGUACAAUCAGGUGUAGCACCACAGCAACAAAAUGAUUUGCAAGAUGGGUCAUUGCAGCCAUGCCAUGGAACUACUAUUCUUUUAGCUCAUCAUGUUAUUACCAUUGAUGAAGAAACUCCUUGUUAAUGCUUUGAAGCAUUUUCAAAU